GACGGAUUACUAGAAAUAUUUAGUAAAUAAACAAGAAUACUUGUAUGUAUGUGUUUGCUGGCCUAGGUUUAGGGUACUGAGUUUUUUUUUUCUGGAGGAGGUAGGGGACUUGACAAAAGGCAACUGUGUACUGUAGUACUAUAGUACACAGUAACUGAAGUGGUUCCUUGCAUCAGGCAAAAGGUACUACUUGGAGUAUCAUUAUCUGUCAUGCUUUUGUAAAGAGAUAGAAAAUUCACCACUUGUUAAGACUGGAAACUUAUGUGGAACUACUAAAGGUAAGAUCUAGGCAGCGUCUAAAACUUGUAUCAUCCCCAGUAUCCAAAUGCCUUUUCUUUUUAUAGUGCUCGCACUCAUUUUAAGUAUGUAAAUAAAUAUAUAAAUGUGUAUGUAUAAUUUCCAUUUAGAAGAGUAAUGCAAAAAUAGCUUUGUUGCCUUUUGUCAUCCUUUCCGCUGGUGGCUGUUCUCUGAUACAGGCAAAACUUGGUAGCUUCACCUGUUUCAGAUGCGCCAUUUUGCCCAUCUCCGCCCCAUUUAAGAUCUCUCACUCCAUGUUGAGAUAUUGUCCCUGGCCUUCAAACGGACCAUGACGAUCCAUACAGGUUUACAACACCAGAUAAUUUGGCCGUGCCAGCCCAGCUGCGUGCCACUGGAUGAGAAACUCCUCCCAGAGCUACUUAAAGAGGCUGGAUACGUGACUCACAUGGUGGGGAAGUGGCAUUUAGGGAUGUACAGAAAAGAAUGCCUUCCAACCCGCAGAGGAUUUGAUACUUACUUUGGCUAUCUUCUGGGGAGUGAAGACUACUAUUCUCAUGACCGUUGUGUCCUCAUCAAAGCAAAGAAUGUAACACGUUGUGCUCUGGACUUUCGAGAUGGAGAAGAAGUUGCAACUGCAUUUAAAAACAUGUACUCCACUAAUUUAUUCACAGAAAGAGCUAUAGAUCUCAUAGCCAGUCACAAAACCGAAAAGCCCCUCUUUCUCUACCUCGCUUUUCAGUCUGUCCAUGAACCUCUUGAGGUUCCUGAAGAAUAUAUGAAACCAUAUUCUUCCAUUAAAGAUGUAAAGAGGCGCCAUUAUGCAGGGAUGGUGACUCUUAUGGAUGAGGCUGUAGGAAAUCUUACCGAUGCUCUGAAAAGAUACGGUCUUUGGGACAACACAGUUCUUGUUUUCUCUACUGAUAAUGGAGGACAGACUUUGGCAGGUGGGAAUAACUGGCCACUGAGAGGAAGAAAAUGGACCCUCUGGGAAGGAGGAGUGAGAGGAGUAGGCUUUGUUGCAAGUCCUUUGCUGAAACAAAAAGGUGUAGAGAGUCAUGCACUCAUCCAUAUCUCUGACUGGCUGCCAACACUGGUGCACCUAGCUGGAGGACAUACUAAUGGCACUAAGCCUUUGGAUGGCUUUGAUGUUUGGAAAGCUAUCAGUGAAGGAAGACCUUCCCCCAGAGUGGAACUGCUACAUAACAUAGACCCCAUGUUUGUGGAUGACUUCCCAUGUCUUGGCAUUGACAACAGGACAUCUUUACCACAGAGCAAUUCUUCUCCAUGGGAUGAUACACUUUUCAAUAUAUCCAUGCAUGCAGCAAUCCGACGUGGAAAAUGGAAGUUACUAACUGGAUAUCCAGGCUGCAGUCAUUGGUUCCCUCCACCAUCUUUGUUCAAUGAGUCAGAGAUUCAAUCAUCUGAUCCACCAACAAAGAGACUCUGGCUAUUUGAUAUUGUUCAUGAUCCUGAAGAAAAAAAUGAUUUGUCUGAAAAAUAUCCUCAUGUGGUAGAAAAACUGCUGUCACGGCUUCAGUAUUAUUAUAAACAUUCAGUGCCCGUGUUUUACCCUGAUGAGGAUCCCAACUGUGAUCCAGCAGCAACUGGAGCUUGGGGUCCUUGGGCAUAGUGCACAGCACUGCAUCCUGCAAAACAAUCCUGUAGUGGAGUCUGGUUUAUGGACUCAGGGUCCUAGUCACAUAUUUCUUACCUUGUUUAUUAAACUAUUGCUAAUUGUGAGCUCAUUCCUUGAGUAAUUCAGUAUUUCUUACACUUAAAAUAUGUUGGGGAUCUUAUUUCAGUCUUUUCCCACUCGUUCCUUCCCAACAAUUUUAUGUGAAAUGUUGGUAAAAUUAUAAAUCUAUUGUGAAAAUAUUCUUUGUCCAGAAUAUGCUUUUAAUGCAGAAGGUAAAACAUUGCCUCCCUCCUUGAAUCAUGGCAGCAAGGAUAUCCAGAAUGCAUCCAUCUUGUGGAAUAAACUGAUUUUUGGUUUCGUGUUUA
Molecule: messenger RNA, 2259 nt
Organism: Aquila chrysaetos chrysaetos
Lineage: Eukaryota; Metazoa; Chordata; Aves; Accipitriformes; Accipitridae
Gene: ARSB
Product: arylsulfatase B
Exons: 8
Coding region: 587-1888 (433 amino acids)
Source: RefSeq, a predicted model, not a curated record